AUGGGCCGACCCUCUAAUCAUACGCCGGUCCUCCUCCUGCAUGGCGGCAUGGGGAAUAGCAAUCAGAUGUAUCUUCAGGCAAACUAUCUGGCCAAGACCCGGAAGGUCAUUCUUCAAGAUACUCGAGGAGAGGGUCGAAGCCCGUACCGCAAUUUCAGCGAGUUCCAUUACGACGAUUUUGCACGCGACGCCAUCGCAUUAUUGGACCAUCUGAACAUCUCACGCGUCGCAGUGGUGGGAUGGAGCGACGGCGCCAUCACCGGCCUGGACUUGGCCAUGAAUUACAGCUCUCGCAUUGACCGAGUCUUUGCGCACGGAGCGAAUCCUCAAGCCAACAUGAGCAUCCCCGGGCCCGACGAUCCGAUCAUCAACUCGGAAACGGGGAGCUUGGUCUCGGAUGUGGACUCGCACGGGGUGACUUAUUCCACCAAAGGCAAUCUGACCAAACGCGCGAGCGCGGACGCGCCCGACCCCUACUCGUGUGAGAACUUGAGCCCAGCUCCCGGCAAAUGCGCCGCCAUGGAGCAGGGCGUGGACACCAUGUGGAACACCGAGCCAACCUGGGGCCCCGAAGCGUUUUCCAAGAUCAAAUGCCCCGUCUGGAUUGUGGAUGGCGACCACGAUGAAGAUAUUGAACGAAACCAGGCCGAUGCCAUGGCGGCUUGGAUCCCUUUCGCCGGCCAAUUACUUUUGCCACAAGUCUCUCACUUCGCCUUGCUUGAGGAUCCAAAGUUCUUCAACUUUGCAGUCGAAUACUUCUUGGACAUGAAGUACGAUGGUCUGCUGCCGUACUAUUAG
This is a messenger RNA of Capronia epimyces CBS 606.96, 798 nucleotides long. RefSeq lists its product as uncharacterized. Bases 1 to 798 code for a protein of 265 amino acids. The transcript is spliced from 2 exons. The record is from RefSeq and is a predicted model, not a curated record. Lineage: Eukaryota; Fungi; Ascomycota; Eurotiomycetes; Chaetothyriales; Herpotrichiellaceae.